AUGGUCGCGCUUACCAAUGCCUUUGCCGUCGUUAUUUUCACUAUUACACCUUUUAUCGCAGAAACUUCGGCCUCAACACUAAGACAGAAACGUCAAUUGUCCCCCCUGCUAGAAUUAGAAUACAAACUUGGACCCAUCAUGCGGUACGAACCAUCACGACAGGGGUACAAACGCUCCUUCCGCGAUCUCGCUCAAGAAUUCAACCAACCGGACUUGACGUAUGACUGGGUAGAUAACAAAAAAAGAGACUUAGCAAUUGACGAAUACUUCAAGCACACGCUACCAAGAAGCGCAUACCGAGCUUUUUCACCAACUCUUGAUCUCGAAUACCGCUUAAAGCUUGCCAGAUUUCUCGAAGAAUCCGGAUUCCUAAACUCGUGA
Messenger RNA from Enterobius vermicularis (human pinworm), 381 nucleotides. NCBI's taxonomy places the organism in Eukaryota, Metazoa, Nematoda, Chromadorea, Rhabditida, Oxyuridae. The record is from the annotation of a GenBank genome assembly.